Molecule: messenger RNA, 681 nt
Organism: Didymosphaeria variabile
Lineage: Eukaryota; Fungi; Ascomycota; Dothideomycetes; Pleosporales; Didymosphaeriaceae
Gene: CDC34
Product: Ubiquitin-conjugating enzyme subunit
Exons: 3
Coding region: 1-681 (226 amino acids)
Biological process (GO): protein polyubiquitination; proteasome-mediated ubiquitin-dependent protein catabolic process
Molecular function (GO): ubiquitin conjugating enzyme activity
Source: RefSeq, a predicted model, not a curated record
AUGGCGCAAUCGGCGGAGCGUAUGCUCAUGAACGAGUUCAAGGCGCUGAGCAAGGAAACGUGGACUAACAUCGAGUUGAUCAACGACAAUGUAUUCGAGUGGAGCGUUGCCCUCAUAGUGCUGAAUCCCGAUUCCCUCUACUAUGGCGGCUACUUCAAAGCGAAGCUUACCUUUCCCAAGAACUACCCUUUCUUGCCGCCAGAUUUCCAGUUUAUCCGACCACUCUACCACCCCAAUAUCUACCCUAACGGCAAGCUCUGCAUCUCCAUCCUGCACCCACCCGGCGACGAUGAGACGUCCGGCGAGACGGCCGCCGAGCGCUGGAGCCCCGUCCAACGCGUAGAAUCCGUCCUUAUAUCUGUUCUUUCCCUCCUCGACGACCCCGAGGUCUCCUCACCCGCCAACGUCGAUGCAGGUGUCAUGCUACGGAACAAGCCUGACGAGUACAAGCGGCUGGUGAAGAAGGAUCUAGAUAUCAGUAAGGGCGAUAUACCGAAGGGCUUCGUGAUGCCCACGCAUGAUACGGCUUUCAAGAAGAAGGACGACGAGCAUGACUUUGACAUGAGCUGGGAAGACAGCGACGUAGAGUCUUUCGGCGGCAGCGAGUCGGACAUCGACGAAGAGAUGGACUCGGAUUUUGAGGGCGAGGCAGAUGACGAUGAGGAUGAAGAUGAGAAGUAG